Messenger RNA from Penicillium antarcticum, 1698 nucleotides. Its product is annotated as putative MFS transporter. Gene Ontology annotation, biological process: transmembrane transport. Gene Ontology annotation, cellular component: membrane. Gene Ontology annotation, molecular function: transmembrane transporter activity. The transcript is spliced from 3 exons. Bases 1 to 1698 code for a protein of 565 amino acids. The record is from RefSeq and is a predicted model, not a curated record. NCBI's taxonomy places the organism in Eukaryota, Fungi, Ascomycota, Eurotiomycetes, Eurotiales, Aspergillaceae.
AUGGCCCACGUACGUCAUUCGGUCGACCGUGAAGACGCUCCAUUCCUUGACUCCCCCGAUCCGAGCUCCUCCGCACAUCGUCAUGUUCAUUCCAAGCCUAGCAUCGGCAGCCGGUCUGUCGACGCCAAUGCCUCCGCUAGUGCCAUCACAUUCCGCUUCAAGCUGAUCUUGUUCUCCAUGAUCCUCGCGGUGGAAAUCGGCUUCGCCUUCUUGGAAGGCCCUAUGACCCGGAUCAUGGAGGCCAUUACGUGUCGGCAGUACUUUUUGGUGGCUGAUCCGACUAAGAUCGGGGCUGAUGGACAGGUGCCAGAGGCUAUGUGCAAAAUUGGAGAGGUACAAGCAGAGUUGGCUGCGGUGAAAGGAUACCACAUGUUCUUCGAUGGGACUUUGUGUGCUAUAUUGGCAAUUCCAUAUGGUCUGCUGGCAGACCGCCGUGGCCGCAAAGCUACGCUCGCACUGUCUCUUCCCGGGUUCGCCUUGAACACGGUCCUUACACUCACUGUGCUAUGGUUUUCGAAUAUAUUCCCUCUGCGAGCCCUUUGGUUUACUGCCUUGACUUGGCUUGUCGGAGGUGGCCCUGUCGCGGCAUUUGCUAUCAUAUGGACUAUGAUGGCUGAUGUCACUAACGAAUCAGAACGAGCGGGGAUAUUCUUCCAAUUUGCUAUCGUUUCUAUGGGUGCAGACUUUGCUUCUAGUUCAAUCAGUUCCUAUCUGAUGACUCUAAACCCGUGGAUCCCGCUGAUGAUUGGAUUCACAAUUGUGAUGGGCGGCGUGACACUUAUUCUGCUAUUACCAGAAACAAAAUAUGCUGUGCCAGACAAAUCCGCUCCCAUUGCUCCUGUUGAGCUUUCUGACCUGACGGAUGAAACCGAGCCGAAGCAUUAUAUACACGAAACUAACGAGUUGGAGCCAUAUCAUGACGAGGCCGAUGUCAAUGGUGACCGGGCAAAUGAACCUCCGUCUUGGAGUAUUCCGUCUUAUUCCCAUCAGUCCGUGCUGGCCAAGUUCCGUGCCAACUACCGCUUCUAUCUGAAGCCAUAUGUCUUCAUCCUAAACCGCAAACCAGUGCUGCUCCUCCUUACAGCAUUUCUCGUCUAUCGCCUCAGUCGAGGGUCGUCCUGGUUCCUAGCUCAAUAUAUAUCGACCCGUUAUGCUUGGACCUUGGCUGAAGCCAACUUUUUGGUCGCUUGCCGACCAAUUGUGUCAAUUCCACUUUUCCUUUUUGGUUUGCCAUACCUAAAAAGUCGGGUCCUGAACCCCCGAAGCUCAUCAACCGAGAAAGACCUCUGGCUCGCUCGUGGAAGUAUAUUUUGCUUAACACUGGGGACCUUGGGUAUUGGGCUUUCCCCGUCCGUCGCCGCCUUGAUCCCAAGUAUGAUUGUGCAGGCAUCAGGAUCCGGAUUUGUGUUCAUCACUCGGUCCAUUAUUACUACCCUGGUUGAAAGGGAUGAGACAGCGCGCCUGUUCACUGCGGUUGAAAUUAUCCAGUCACUAGGCAACGUUAUUGCAAGCCUUUCCAUCACUACUGUCUUCCAGAUUGGUCUGCGCCUUGGUGGGUUCUGGAUUGGACUGGCAUGGAUGAUGACCAGUACAUUGUUCUGUCUGGUCGGAGUGGCUAUCUGGUGUUUUAGGCUGCCUCCUGCUCCUACCCCAGAAUUCGUGGUUGACGACUAUGAAGAGGGUGACCAUCCCCUAUAG